Rhipicephalus sanguineus (brown dog tick) is the source of this 975-nucleotide messenger RNA. RefSeq lists its product as uncharacterized. NCBI's taxonomy places the organism in Eukaryota, Metazoa, Arthropoda, Arachnida, Ixodida, Ixodidae. The coding region runs from base 1 to 975 and encodes 324 amino acids. The record is from RefSeq and is a predicted model, not a curated record. The transcript has 2 exons.
AUGGACCUGGACGCUGCAGACACGGAGGUUCCGAGUUCCACAGUCCCGAGUUCGCCAGUCAGCACUGCUUCACCAGGCUGCAGUUUUACCGCCGCCAACACAGCUUUCGCAGAUACGGCCACACAGACAGACGUGACUGCCGCGGACCUGAAGGCGCUGGAGGAGGAUAAUCAGCGUCUUACAUCAGAGCUACGGACACUAAGGAUUCAGAAAAGUGCACUUGAAAUUACCGAGCUGUCAUUGCGUGAAGACCCAGAGAAAGUCUCCUUUUACACUGGGCUUCCAAGUUUUGCUGUUCUCUUUUCUAUCUAUCAGCUACUAGAAGUGUCUGUUAAGCAUACUCCACAGCGCUGCCUUGGUAAGUUUCAAGAAUUCGUGGUGUUCUUGAUGAAACUGAAGUGGAACUUCCCAUUGCAGGACCUUGGAUAUCGCUUUAGGGUUUCCGAGUCAACAAUAAGUAGAGUAUUUGACAGGUGGCUACACACUGCUUUUUGGCGGCUGAAGGAAACUAUUGUGUGGCCUUCACGUGAUGAAAUUUGUAACACACUGCCACAGGCAUUUUAUGACUCUUUCGGUAGAAAGGUAGCGCUGAUAAUUGACUGCUUUGAAAUUAAAAUUGAGCGACCGUCCUCUCUACAGCCAAGAUGCGAGACGUGGUCACAAUAUAAGUCAAGCAAUACCGCAAAAUACUUAAUAGGCAUCUGUCCACAGGGGAUAAUCACAUUCAUAUCAAAGGGCUGGGGAGGUCGAACAUCUGACAAACACAUAACCGAGAACUGUGGAGUUCUGGACAAGCUGUCACACGGUGAUGUCGUUCUCGCGGACAGAGGGUUUGAUAUUGCUGAUAGUUUAGGCUUGUACUGUGCCAAGUUGCACAUCCCUGCUUUUACAAAAGGGAAGAGGCAGCUGUCAGCUAUGGAGGUAGAAACCACAAGGAAGAUUGCAAAUGUCAGGAUACAUGUAGAAGGGUCAUAG